Messenger RNA from Mastomys coucha (southern multimammate mouse), 1739 nucleotides. It is a transcript of the gene Emcn, whose product is annotated as endomucin. The transcript is spliced from 12 exons. Bases 233 to 1030 code for a protein of 265 amino acids. The record is from RefSeq and is a predicted model, not a curated record. Lineage: Eukaryota; Metazoa; Chordata; Mammalia; Rodentia; Muridae.
GUUCCUGUAAGGGGCUGAAACAAUAAAUCUCCUCUCUGCUGACCUCCCAAAGGGAGUGUGUGUGUAUUUCCUCUAGUUCUUUAUCAGAAUCCCCAAAAUAAGUAGGGAUGGGCAGCGUCUGCUCACAUUCAGCACACCUUUUCCAUUCGCUAAUACGGCCUGGUCAGACUGGGAGGAAUCGGUCCCUGCCUUACCCUGGAAAGCGAAGUCACUGAGACCAGCCGUGGGCACCAUGCAGCUGCUUCAAGUGACUGCUCUUUGCUUCCUUUUGUCCAAUAGUCUCUGCAGCGGGAAGGAUAGCACAGGUAUUCAAAAUAAUUCUACUCCAUCACCGAUAGAAAAAAUCACAACAAAAGCAUCUGCCACAACACCAGGCACUGUGUCAGUAACAAGUCUUAACAAAUCAACAGAUGAAACAACUCCUGAAGGAGUGACCAACAAUGAAGUAGCCAAAACACUUUUGGUGCCAGCACUUACUUCAAUAACAACACCAAAACAUGAAGUGAAAAUGACAACUGAUGGUCCCCAAAAGAAUGAAGUUUCCUCUAUAAAAACAACAGUGCCAAAUACUCCAACUUCAAAUGCUGUUUCAACACUACCAAGUUCCCAGAACAAGACUGAGAAUCAGAGUUCAACCAGAACAACAGAAAUAUCAGUUACCACUCAACUCCCAGAUGAUUCGCCGAAAGAUUUGCCGAAAACCACCGAGACACCCUCUGCAUCUCUAACAACUGCAAAAACCAUCUCACAGCUUCGAGAUGCUGAGGACGGGAAGGUUACAGCCACUCCAUCAACCACCCCUUCCUAUUCCAGUAUUAUUUUGCCCGUGGUUAUUGCUCUGAUUGUUAUAACAGUCUUGGUAUUUACUCUGGUGGGUUUGUAUCGAAUAUGCUGGAAGAGAGACCCAGGCACUCCGGAAAAUGGAAAUGAUCAGCCUCCAUCUGAUAAAGAGAGCGUGAAGCUGCUCACUGUUAAGACAAUCUCUCAUGAGCCUGGCGAACACUCUGCACAGGGGAAAACCAAGAACUGACAUCGUGAUGGAUCCUCCCCACACCUGGGCAAUAAAUAUGCUUCAGCUUCAGCUUCUAAACUCCGAGGGUGGGAAGAAGAAAAAAUCCUGAGGAACCAACACAAUUUCCAUCUCCUCACCACUCUACACCAGUUACCUGUACCAGCAAAGGAAUGACGUACCAUCACCUGAUAAUAUCAUAAAGAGCUCUGGAUAUCUCCUGUGUGAGAUGUAGAAAAUCAAAUGACUCUAGCUUUCAGGGACUUUUCUAGGAGGAACUGUGAUUCCCCAGCCCAGGCAGGUGGGCUUCUGGAAGACAUGCAGUAGCUGAAUUUAGACUCUCCAGGUUUUAUAGCCUCGAGCCGCCCGUGGAGACUUGCCUAUUUUCUUUGUGUUCUUGUGUUAGCCAGUGUCAAUAUUUAUUGUUUCCCACUGUGUUAAUGCAGGGAGAGUUUUGUGUUAAUAAAUGUUAAGUAGAAAUCAUACCAUGUUUCUCUGUAGAGACAGGUAUGAUAUUCAUGUUUUCAAGUGUUACCUUUAAUAAAUAAUGGCUGUACUCAGCAUGCUAAACAUUACGUCACGACUGGUGUGGCACUGGCAUUGUAGCCCCGUAAUUGUGGCUAGCUUUGGGUUGGAAUCUGAGGCCACAUGUCAGAAUAUGCGAAAAACAUCUGUAAAAAAGCACCAAAGGACUAAAGUAUAAGCCAGUAGUAGAGGCAAAAAAUCAUCG